AUGGAGAAAAGGGAAGUUCACCUCUAUUUUAACUUUAUUGCAGCUGCAUGUGCAUUUUUGUUGUUUCCAGUGUAUGCAACAUUGAAUGAUGAAGAUUAUAUAUCGGCAAUUGGCGAUUCUGGUAUGAGAAGAGAUGGUCUUAGAGUUGCAAUUGAGUCGUGGAAUCAGUGCAAUGAGGUUGGGAAAGAAGCACCAAACAUGGGUAGUCCAAGAAUGGCAGAUUGCUUUGAUCUCAUAUUUUGCGAACAGAAUGUGGACUUGGUUCACAGGGUGCAUGAAUGGCAGAACAGGCUAGGCAUAUCAAGCAAUUCAUCCAUUCCUUUGAGUUCAUUGAGUACCAACAAGUACGCAGCUAUGAAGGAAUUAUACUUGGGUGCCAUAUGUGAAGUUUUAGAUACUCCAAGGCCAUGGCAAUUCUGGAUGAUAAUGCUAAAGAGUGGCAACAUGGACACCUUAGCUGCAGUGUGUCCAAACAAUGGCUUCAAAGCAAAGCCAUUCCCACAGUCACCUGAUUUUCCUUGCUUUGGAAAAGGGUGUAUGAAUAUGCCUUCAAUGUACCACAAGCAUACCAAGGUGUAUGGAGAUGAAAGAAAGAUCAUGAAGGGAAGUUUCUAUGGGUCAUGGGACUUGAAUGUUGAUACUGCAACAGCAGCUAAUGUGAAUGACACAUCUUAUUAUUCUGUGACUUGGGAGAAGGAAGUGGGUAAUGGAAGCUGGGUCUUUCACAAUGUGUUGAAGACAUCUUCUAAAUAUCCAUGGCUAAUGCUCUAUUUGAGAUCAGAUGCCACAGCAGGGUUCUCUGGGGGGUACCAUUAUGAAACAAGAGGCAUGUCAAAAAUAGUACCAAAGUCACCACAUUUUAAGGUAACAUUCACCCUUGAUAUCAAAAAGGGAGGUGGUCCAAAGAGCCAAUUCUACCUCAUGGACAUAGGAAGUUGUUGGAAGAACAAUGGGAAGCCAUGCAAUGGAGAUGUCACCUCUGAUGUUACAAGAUAUAGUGAAAUGAUCAUAAACCCGGAAAUUGAACCAUGGUGCAAACCAGAUCAGCUUCAACAUUGUCCUCCUCAUCAUAUCUUUGCAAAUGGCACCCAGGUUUACCGGACCGACGCCGCCAACUUCCCCUAUGACGCCUAUCAUGUCUACCGGGCUCCAGGCAAUGCCAUGUUUUUGGAGAAACCAGUAAAGACCUCUGACCCAUAUAGUAACCCGCAGCCUCAAGAGAUACUCCAAAUUUUGCCCCACCCGGUUUGGGGCGAAUACGGGUACCCAACAAAGAAAGGUGAAGGUUGGGUUGGUGAUUCAAGAACUUGGGAGCUUGAUGUUGGAAGGCUCUCUCAGUCCAUCUAUUUUUAUCAGGAUCCAGGUACUAAGCCUGUGGAAAGAUACUGGUCAUCUAUUACCUUGGGGACUGAAAUAUACAUAAGUGGUGUUGGCCACCUAGCAGAAUGGACGGUAAGCAACUUUGAUAUUAUUAUCCCCAAGCAUGCUUACUGA
Abrus precatorius (Indian licorice) is the source of this 1494-nucleotide messenger RNA. RefSeq lists its product as uncharacterized. Bases 1 to 1494 code for a protein of 497 amino acids. The transcript is spliced from 4 exons. Lineage: Eukaryota; Viridiplantae; Streptophyta; Magnoliopsida; Fabales; Fabaceae. The record is from RefSeq and is a predicted model, not a curated record.